Molecule: messenger RNA, 471 nt
Organism: Plasmodium coatneyi
Lineage: Eukaryota; Apicomplexa; Aconoidasida; Haemosporida; Plasmodiidae
Exons: 3
Coding region: 1-471 (156 amino acids)
Source: RefSeq, a predicted model, not a curated record
AUGUGGAGGGGCAUACUUGUCUUUCUUAUUUUUCCUUUCUUGUCCUACGGUGACCGAUUCGCUUGGGGAAGAAAAAUUUGCAAUGUUCUGCAGUUUGGUUCGUAUGCCUUGGCCAGCAGUAAGGAAAAUAGGAAGCACUUUAAAUACGCGGUGGUAGGCAUAAUUGACCCGUUCGACAAAAACAGAGUCCUAUGGAGUAGGCAGAAAAGACAAAAGAAAUUCAACCUACACAUAUUUAAAAAUCUGUAUGACAAAUUUUUUUGCAACAUUAACGAUUAUGUGUAUUUGAGUCACGGGGACGAUUUCAUUUUUCGUAUUUUUCACAUAAACUUAAAGAACACGAUAAAAUACAUGCUGAAGUACAAAAUUGUGAGUGGGACGUUGAAGGAAGACUCCAAAGGCGAACCGAGCAUUUUGUGCGUGAAGGAAAGGGGACCUUUGUAUCGAUUUUUAAAUAACGUCAAUUUGUAG